AUGGGGAGGCGAGGACGACCACCAAAGGUGGUGUCGACGCUGUCAUCAGCCAUCAGCAACAAUGAUGAUGACAUACCAUCUGAAACCAACGCGAAUGCAAGCAAAACACAACAUGGAGGAGAAGAGCCAACAAAGGAGAUUGUGGAAGAACAGGAAAGCAGCAAAUCUGGAACCCUAAUUUCACCAAAAGGGGCAACAGAACCUAGAAGACUAUGGGUAGAUGUUAUAAGUGGAAAUCGGAAUCCUAAGAACGGGUUAACACUGGAAUUCAUUGCACCAAUGAUUGUCAAUGGUAUUGCAGAGGUACGUAUUGAAGAAGCAGACACUGUAACAGAGGUGAAAUUCUGGGAGACGGCAUUGAUCAUGUAUGUAAUGGGAGGUGAUUUAAGUAUGAACAUGGUCAAACAAUUCAUGCUAAAACAAUGGAAUUUCAUUAAGUUUCCUGACAUGUAUUACAACAACAAAGGAUAUUUUGUAUUGAGAUUUCAUUCACACAAGGAGAGGGAUGAUGUACUCAUGAAAGGGCCUUACACCAUACGCAAUAUGUCGAUGCUGUUAGCUGAAUGGAAACCAAACUUCAAUUUGAAGAAUGAUAUGUUACGUACAAUCCCGGUUUGGAUUCAACCUCCUCAACUGCUGUUGCACCUAUGGGAAGCAAAAAGUUUAGGGAAGAUAGCGAGUGUGUUGGGCACCCCGUUGAUGACUGAUGAAUGCACCGCGAACAAAUACUGUAUCUCGUAUGCUAGAGUUCUAGUAGAAGUUGAUGUUACACAAGAACUCAUUGCUGAAAUCACUAUAACGGAUGAGAAAGGAGAGAAGAUGCAACAACGAAUAGAAUAUGAAUGGAGGCCUCCAUACUGCACAAAAUGCCAACGGAUUGGGCAUAAAUGUGAAGAGAAGCAACUAAGGAACCCAACCAAGCAGUGGAUCCCUAAAGAGAAGAAGCACCAAGAUGAUAGGGUGGCUGAUAAGGAAGUGGAGACCUUGAAGACACCGACAUAG
Lathyrus sativus (Indian pea) is the source of this 1002-nucleotide messenger RNA. NCBI's taxonomy places the organism in Eukaryota, Viridiplantae, Streptophyta, Magnoliopsida, Fabales, Fabaceae. The record is from the annotation of a GenBank genome assembly.